AAACUUGGACUAGAAGCAGUGCUUGAUAUCUUUUUACCUUUCCCUCAAUCUGGUCCCUCUCAUGUCAAUAUCCCAUACACAUUCUUUGAGAUCUGAAAAUUGGAAAAAUGGCAUUCCUCAAACUAACUACUCUUUUUCCCUUCCUUCUUAUCUAUGUCUUCCUCUUCACCUCUUCUCCGGCUCACUGUAAUGAAAUCGAAGACGUAAUUUUGAAAGAGAUAAACACCUUCAGGAAGAACACCAACCACACUGAGUUCUCGCACAACCCAAAUGCCGACUGCUUCGCAGACAAAGUUGCAGAAAGUCUGAAAGACGAACCAUGUUCACGUGCAAGUGAUUUCUUUUAUCAGCUUGGUAUGGUUCCCAGACUCCCUAAUUACCAGCAGCUGUUCGGCAAAUGCAACAUAAAGGCCAACACCACCAAGGAUGCCAUGAUGCUGCCGACUUGCGUACCCAAACUGAACAAAACUCUUUUGAUUGAAGAUUAUACUCAAUCUCCUUACAAUAAGUCUCUGACGAAUCCGAGUUUUACGAGCAUUGGGGUUGGCUCCAAAGAUCAAUGGAUGGUUGUGCUUGUUACCACUAAUAAUUCCAGUGGAAGCUUUUCUAGUGGCUCUGCACCUUCUUUGCUUGGCUUGCUUCACUGCUUGAUUGGCUCUUUCAUUGGGUUCAUCUUCAUUGCUUUGCUCAUCAACUGAAUGUGGUCUUGUAAGCUUUUGAUUCAUUUUGUUGGGUGUUUGUAAUUGUGUUGCUUUUGGAUAUUUUUCUAUUGAAUUGUUAUGAUUGUAAAUUGUGAAAGACAUAAAGGGGCUAUUUUUUUUUUUAUGUGAACUAUUUGGGCUAUCAAUUAUUGA
This is a messenger RNA of Ziziphus jujuba (common jujube), 854 nucleotides long. RefSeq lists its product as uncharacterized. The record is from RefSeq and is a predicted model, not a curated record. The transcript has 2 exons. Bases 108 to 698 code for a protein of 196 amino acids. Lineage: Eukaryota; Viridiplantae; Streptophyta; Magnoliopsida; Rosales; Rhamnaceae.